GUUGGCGAACGAACGUGUCCCUUGUGACCCAAGGAGGAAAAUCGGCUGACCGACUACACGAGUCCAUCGCAGAAACCAUGUAAAACCAAUUCCCACUUUCCCAUGUAUAAACCGACGGCACGAGCCUCCGUUUCCUCGAAUAAAUUGGCAAAUUAACUUCUUGGACCCGACGAAUAGAACUCUUGUUCCACCUCCAGUUGGAAAUUGCGAUUCGACGGUCAAGGAGCCAACGGAGCGAGAGAGAGCGAGAGAGAGAGCGAGAGAGACUUUUGGAAGUCGGGAGGAGUCGAGGAUACGAACAGUCGAGCCAAAAUAUAUUUGAUUGUCUUGGGGAUCCGUUGUCUCGUCUGGUCUCGUUGCGCGAUGCGUUAAUCGCGUGGACACGUGGAGUCGCGUGUGCGCCGCGUGCGGCGUCGAGAACCGCACGAGGGGGAAGCGUGCGGAAAAGCUCGGAAAGAAUCUUUAUCGAAUCUUCACCACGUGACGGCCAAGUGCUUCGGAGGACGAUAGACACUGUCGUCCAGGAGUGGCUGGGCAAGAGUCAUCGUCGUCAUCUGGGAAAAGAGUCUCUCCGCGGUUACUCGGAGAGGAUCCAGAGGAUCCACAGGAUCCAAAUGACAGGAGUCAAUAAUUAAGUUCUCUUAUUUUUAUCCAUCCCGGUAACCGAUUUCACACUUUUUCAUCCGGUCGAAGCAGCUGGUGAUUCUAAAGUCUUUCGCGGGAGAAGCAAAAGUCAUCUCCAGGACAUCCGAAUAACGUGUCGAUCGAAUUUACGUGAUUCUGCGCUCGACCUGUGACAGACAUUCAGUGACAGUGAGACUUUUAGCAAGAGAAUCUUCUGCAGGAGGAAGAGUCCUGUGACGUGGUCCUGAUCCUCUUGCCGGUUGGUGCUACUUGAAGAGAUCAGAAAGUUUCGAUCAACGUGGCUGGCGCUGCCCUUGCGAUCGUGCGACUCCGCUCAGGAGUGACUUCCGAGGUACAUGAGAGGAGGACAUGAACUACACGCAGGGGAAGGGACGGCUCUACCCAGCCUACAGCCUCAGUGGCAGUGAAGGCGAGGAUAAUUCACCGAGUCUGAGGACACGUGUACCUUACGUGCAAAAUAAUCAUCAGUCAAGCCAAAUACAGCACAAUCAUUACAAUACUGGAAGUCAGCACAAGCAACGUACCUACCAGCAGCAUCCUCUUUAUCACGUCCCAGGAAGUGGCGCCGGUCUCAGCGAUACACCGACUUCCGGCAACGCGUCGGACGAGACGCUCACUGAUAGUGAAUUAACCAACCUCGCCAGGGAUUCUACUCUUCUCGUCCAUAACGGCUGUUUGUUGGACAACGCGGCACCACGGGGCCCACCCGAUGUGCCACCCCGUAAUCCGACAAUGAGCCGACUGAACGGAAGAUUGCCAGGAAGUCACGCAGCAUCCGAUCACGAGCGCGAUCCUGAUUUUGUGCCAUCUUGUUUGGUGCGCACGCCGUCUGGUAACUUCAUCAACAUACCAAAGAUACCGAAGAAUGAGUACAACAAUAAGAACCAGUCUACGGGUAACAGUCCAAUAAAGGUGGAGCUACAGAACAACAUGGACAGGGUACCGUUGCCCUACGGGCAUGCCCCCUCCAUGAUCCCCAUGAGAAGACAGAGCAUCCGAUGUCACUUCCGUAAAGGAAUUGACUGGUGCAGCUGGAAACUCAUAGCUAUAGUCGUUAUAAUGGUAUCCCUAUGCCUAACAGCAGCCUUAACCUAUGUUGCUGCCUCGAACAUAGUAAACUGGUCCUACCAAGGCACGAAAGCGUGCACCGUCCUGGUGGGCGAUAACACUGAGCCCAAAGCUACUAGUACAGAAACAAACAAGACGUCCACGUCGAGUCGACCUAGACAACAGUCAUCGUCAGGAGGUAAUUACAAGGAUAAUUUGUUUGAGCGUGUGUACAGCCGCAAUCGUAGAGACACGGUUAACCAGCAUGCUCGAGUGUUGCACCCUUCACAUGCCGAAGAGGCACCGGACGGGUCCGUAAGGCCCGAAAGUUUAGUCGUUUUGCAUGAAGAUCCCGGUCAGGGUACGCAUGGAGAGCAUGAUGAUGAAGGUUACCAAGGGAGUAAUGAUGAACCGACUCAUGGAUCACUUCCGGUGGAUGUGGAAAUCUCAGCUAGUACCGAAGAUCCUACUAACUCAUUCUUGAUUGAUCAUUCGAUAACGUCCUCAUCAAUGAUCACUGACACUACUGACGGAUCCUCUCCGAUCUAUGCAUCAUCUGCUUCCGAUGACUCUAAAGAUCCUUUGACUGCUCUUGCUUCCGGUGGGAAAGAGAUCACUUCCGGUAGAUCAAGUGAUCCUGAAGAUGUAGAUGCUCAAAGUAGGUUAACUGGUGAGAACGAGAAUUUGACUAGAGAUAAAAAAGAGGGGGAUUUAUCGAUUGAUCGUAAUGGAUCAAGGAUCAUCGAUCAGAUACCGGAUAUAGAGACUGAGGGACCUAAGAUCUCUUUGAAUGAUUCCGAUAGUCAUACCUUGAGUAUUGAUCUGAAUGAUAGUGUCUCUUUAGAGUCCAAUACUCAGGAUUAUGAUUCUAGUACCAGUGCUAGUACUAUUGUUGAAUCCAGUACAAGGAUAGUUGAGUUCUUGGAGUCUGAAAACUCCUCGACGAAGGUGUUGAACUCGCUUCCGGACGAUCGAACUUUGCCAGUAAGUAAGUCCAGGGUGGAUGUCGUUAAGCCAGUAGAAGUAGACCUGGAGGACUUGAAUGUAGAAAGCAGUAGAGAAGCUUUGCCGCUAGCGCAACCCUUAGUCGUAAAACUAGCAGAUGAAGAAGACGUUGGGAAUUCUGACGAAAUGAAUGGAGAACUUGAGGAGGUUGAAAGGAAAGUUGAGAAAAAUGUAGAAAACACGAGUGCAGGUGGGACUUUGCAAAUAUCAAGGAUCGAAAAUUCCAAUGGCGUUGUAAAAGAGACCAGAGAACUGCCGGUGGAAGAUAACACGUCCUCGAAGUCUCACGAGAUGACGAGCGACGACGAGGUCGUCAUCCCCGAUAGAUCCGAAGAACUCCAAAGAGACUAUCCCAUCUACAGUUACGGUCUGGAUGAAGUGGAGAUAGUCAAGUUGCAUCUGGACGAGGAUGCCAGUGCAGCCAAGAACACGAAGACGUUCCAGGAGUCUAUGGAGUCUUCGAAAGAUCCAAAAACGUAUUCACUCGGUAACGAGGUUAGGAUGCCAAUGACAAUAUCAUCGAACAAGCAAACGGAAGAUGUUCACGUGAUAACGCGCGAUGAUGACGACGAUGAGUUUCUACGUGAAUUUGAGGAGCCCUUCGACGAGGAGUCCCAGGAGUACGAUAACCCGCAUGAGGCAUCGCAUGAUCCCCAAGUGCCACACGAGUCUAACGCUCCAUCAGCUAACAAGCCAAAAGAAUCACCACUAACUCAGAAAGUCCAGAUAGUGGAGGUGCCGAAGUCUACCGAUUCAAACAGUCAGUCUCACCUCCUGCUGAACGUGACUAUAUCUACCGAGGACACGUCCGGUUCCAUUCAGGGUUCACGACCCCUUUACAUACUCUCUGUCUCGAUACCAACCAGUGCUGACCCUAACACCCCGCCCGGAAUUAACAUCAUCAAUCCCAUGCAAAAACUAGCACCACGAACAUCAUCACCAUCGUCAGAACCUCCUAGUGUUAUCGUGGAUCCGGAUCCCACUGGAUUGCCACCACCACCGCAACCCCCAGCAUCACCACCACCGAUCUGGGGUGGUGGUGAGUGCGAGUGUUCCUGUCCUUGCAUGGAGUCAGGGGAAACAGACAACUUUUCAGAUGAUGACUCGCCCGUAGAUCCUAACGACCUAGAGAACACGUUCACGAACUUCACCAAUGAGGAGGUCUUAUACGUCAAUCGUGAGGAUGACGAGGAUGACGGUGACAAGGGUAACGGGAGAAUCUCGCAGGGUGGCAGCAGCCAUCCUGCUUUCUCUAACGAGACCUCCCAAGGUUUGUUGGGGCUCGACGACCCUACCGGUGCUACCAGUGAUACCAGUGCUACCACUUCUUCGGAUGACUAUAGCUUGUCUUCCGGAAAUUAUACUGAGGAUUCUAUGGGAACUUAUUCUACUUCCGCUUCUACUACUUCUGACUCUUCCACUUCUCUCUACUCCGAGGAUAGUUCCACGAGCGAGCAAGGCUUUUGGUGUUCAGGCACGACGCCAGUACCACCAGAGCCCAUUAUCCUCAUUCUCGAAGGUGCCAGAACCUUCCCAGCAAGGUCAUUUCCUCCGGAUGGCACGACCUUCGCCCAGGUCGCCCUCGGUCAACGUCUCAGCAAGGAGAUCCCGGCCUACAGCUACUGGAACAUGCAGUUCUACCAAUCGGAAGCCGCAUACGUUCGCUUUGACUACAACAUACCCCGUGGUGCCAGCAUCGGCGUCUACGCAAGAAGAAACGCGCUGCCCACCCACACGCAGUAUGACCUCCUGGAGGUGCUGAGCGGUUUCAAGGCUCGCACCACCCGGGCCUCCCAUGUUAGUGCCAUUCCGUCGAUAAAGAAGGAAGUUACGCACUACAUGGAAACCGGUCACUGGUUCCUGUCGCUCUACAACGACGACGGCGAUCCCCAGGAAGUCGCGUUCAUCGCCAUAAUCGCCGAAGACAUGACCCACAACUGCCCCAACGGAUGCAGCGGAAAGGGAGAGUGCCUCCUGGGUCACUGUCAGUGCAAUCCUGGCUUCGGUGGCGAUGACUGCUCGGAAAGUGUCUGUCCCGUCCUGUGCAGUCAGCGUGGCGAAUACAUAAACGGCGAGUGCCAGUGCAAUCCCGGCUGGAAGGGAAAGGAGUGCUCGUUGCGUCACGACGAGUGCGAAGUCCCAGACUGCAAUGGACAUGGUCAUUGCACCAAUGGCAAGUGCAAUUGCGUUCGCGGGUACAAGGGUAAAUUCUGCGAGGAGGUUGACUGCCCUCAUCCCACUUGCUCCGGACACGGAUUCUGCGCCGAGGGUACUUGCAUCUGCAAGAAGGGUUGGAAGGGUGCAGAUUGCAGUCAGAUGGACAAGGAAGCGCUGCAGUGUCUGCCCGAUUGCAGCGGCCAUGGAAAUUUCGAUUUGGAAACUCAAACUUGUCUGUGCGAACCCAUGUGGUCUGGCGAUGAUUGCUCUAAAGAGCUCUGUGACCUGGACUGCGGUCCUCACGGCCACUGCGUGGACAACGCGUGCGACUGCAUGGCUGGAUGGUCCGGCGAAUUGUGCAACCUCAAGCAGUGCGACCCAAGGUGCAACGAGCAUGGGCAGUGCAAGAACGGGACCUGCUUGUGCGUCACUGGAUGGAAUGGGAAGCACUGCACGAUGGAAGGCUGUCCAAAUUCGUGUUCCGGCCACGGGCAGUGCCGUGUCAAUAUCGAGGCGCAAUGGGAAUGUCGCUGUUACGACGGAUGGGACGGCAAGGACUGCAACGUGCUGCUCGAACAAACUUGCGACGACGGUCGGGACAACGACAAAGAUGGUCUCGUCGAUUGCGCCGAUCCAGAGUGCUGCUCCAACCACAUCUGCAGGAGCAGUCAGCUCUGCGUGUCUGCACCAAAACCCAUAGACAUUCUCCUGAGGAAACAGCCACCCGCCAUUACCGCCUCCUUCUUCGAGAGGAUGAAGUUUCUCAUCGACGAGGGCAGCUUGCAGAAUUACGCAAGGCAGGAGAUAUUCAACGAGAGUGUGUUCUGGAAUCACUUCAACACAAGUCGUUCCGCUGUGGUUCGCGGAAGGGUAGUUACAUCCCUUGGAACCGGUCUUAUGGGGGUUCGAGUUAGUACCAGCACGCCCUUAGAGGGUUUCACCCUGACCAGGGAUGACGGCUGGUUUGACCUACUGGUUAACGGGGGUGGUGCCGUCACACUUCAAUUUGGAAGGUCACCGUUCAAGCCGCAGGGUCACAUCGUCUUUGUACCUUGGAACGAGGUCGUGAUUAUAGACAAGAUCGUAAUGAGUACCAGUGACGAGAAACCAUUGACUCAUGUGCCACAUGCGUGUGCGGCCCACGACUACGACCUGAUGAAGCCCGUCGUCCUGGCCACUUGGAAGCAUGGAUUCCAGGGUGCAUGCCCGGAUAAGAGCGCCAUCCUGGCGGAGUCACAGGUCAUCCAGGAGAGUCUUCAGAUACCGGGAACAGGAUUGAAUCUCGUCUAUCACAGCUCCAGGGCUGCUGGAUACUUGUCGACUAUUCAGCUGCAGCUUACACCCGAAGUGAUACCAGCUAGUCUGAAUCUCAUUCAUCUGCGGAUCACCAUCGAGGGCAUCCUCUUCGAGAAGACCUUCGAAGCGGAUCCUGUUAUCAAGUUCACGUAUGCUUGGAACAGACUCAACGUCUACAGACAACGCGUGUACGGCGUUACCACUGCCAUGGUCAAGGUCGGCUAUGAGUACAGUGACUGCAAGGACAUCAUCUGGGACGUUCAGACGACUAAGCUCAGUGGACACGAUAUGUCCAUAUCUGAAGUUGGUGGCUGGAACCUUGAUAUUCAUCACAGAUACAAUUUUCACGAAGGUAUCCUCCAGAAGGGAGAUGGAUCAAAUAUUUAUCUAAAACACAAACCCAGGGUGAUCCUUACCACCAUGGGCGAUGGACAUCAGAGACCUCUGGAUUGUUACGAUUGCGAUGGUCAGGCUUCUAAGCAAAGACUUUUGGCACCGGUUGCCCUGGCUACUGCACCAGAUGGUUCUAUCUUUGUUGGUGACUUCAAUCUCGUCCGGAAGAUCUUGGUGGAUGGUACUGUCAGCACUGUCGUACGGCUCAAUGCUACCAGAGUAUCCUACAGAUAUCAUAUAGCGCUGAGUCCUCUGGAUGGAGCGUUGUACAUCUCUGACCCAGAAUCCCAUCAGAUCAUUCGCGUCCGUGACACUAACGACUACACCGAUCCUGACCACAAUUGGGAAACGGUCGUAGGAUCCGGCGAACGUUGUCUUCCUGGAGACGAGGCUCAUUGCGGUGAUGGGGCUUUGGCUCGCGAUGCCAAGUUAGCCUAUCCCAAAGGCGUCGCUGUCUCCGCUGACAACGUUCUCUACUUCGCGGACGGUACCAACAUCCGCAUGGUGGACCGGGAUGGUAUCAUCACAACGGUCAUUGGAAAUCAUAUGCACAAGUCUCACUGGAAGCCAAUACCGUGCGAGGGGACCCUGAACGUGGAGGAAGUACAUCUUCGAUGGCCAACGGAAUUAGCAAUCAAUCCAUUGGAUAACUCCCUUCACAUGAUCGACGAUCAUAUGGUUCUUCAACUAGCUCCUGAUGGCCGGGUCAAGGUCGUCGCUGGACGUCCACUUCACUGCGCUUCACCAUCCUCUACGUUUGACACGGAACUGGCGACGCACGCUACUCUCGUAAUGCCACAGAGCAUCGCCUUUGGACCAUCCGGUGAUCUUUACAUCGCCGAGAGUGAUUCCCAGAGGAUCAACAGAGUCAGGGUGAUCGGCACCGACGGCAAGAUAUCACCGUACGCAGGUGCAGAGUCCAAGUGCAAUUGCUUGGAACGCGGCUGUGACUGUUUCGAAGCCGAUCACUAUUUGGCAUCCAGCUCAAAGUUCAAUACCAUAUCGGCCGUGGCCGUGUCUCCGGAUGGGAUCGUCCAUAUUGGUGAUCAAGCCAAUUAUAGGAUACGUUCUGUAAUGGCUAGUAUACCGGAUGCGAGCGGUGCCAGGGAGUAUGAGAUCUAUUCGCCGGAUACCCAAGAGAUCUACGUCUUCAAUAGAUUCGGUCAGCACAUUGCUACCAAGAAUAUCCUGACCGGUGAGACCAACUAUCUGUUUGCCUACAACGUCAACACCAGCAAUGGCAAACUCAGUACUGUGACGGAUGCUGCUGGAAAUAAGGUCUUCCUACUGCGCGACUAUUCCAGUCAGGUGAACUCAAUUGAGAAUACCAAAGGUCAGAAGUGCCGGCUACGCAUGUCCAGGAUGAAGAUGCUACACGAGCUGAGCACUCCGGAUAAUUACAACGUGACCUUUGACUAUCACGGCCCCACAGGAUUGCUCAAGACCAAAUUAGACAGCACCGGGAGAAGCUACGUUUACAAUUACGACGAAUUCGGCAGACUGACAACAGCUGUGACGCCCACUGGAAAAGUUAUCAGUCUCACGUUUGACCUAAGCGUCAAAGGUGCUACUGUCAAAGUCGGGCAGAACAACAGAAAGCCGGUGUCGAUGCUGAUCAAAGGAUCAUCAGUGGUGACCAAGAUAGGUGAAGCCGAGCAGAGAACCAUCGUCCUCGGGGAUGGCAGUGUUGGUAGAGUGACACCCUGGUCCCACACCAUCAGUACCGAUACGAUGCCUUACUCCAUCCUGGCUGAAAUCGAGCCACUCCUGGGUGAGAGCUACCCGGUUCCGGCGAAACAGAGGACGGAAAUCGCUGGUGAUCUGGCGAAUCGCUUCGAGUGGCGCUACUUCCUGCGCAAGGUCCAGGGCAACAAGAAUCGCGGAAACUCCAAAGCAGUGGCUCAGGUCGGCCGGAAGCUUAGAGUCAAUGGCGAAGUCCUUCUAUCCUUGGAAUACGACCGGGAGACCAACACUGUUGCAGUCUUCAUGGACGAUCGAGCAGAAUUACUGAACGUGACAUAUGACAGAACAGCAAGACCCGUCAAGUGGGGUCCUAGGAAUGGCAUCUUCGCCGGGGUCGAUCUCGAAUACGACAGAUUUAGCAGACUCACCAGCUGGACCUGGGGAGACAUUAGCGAGACCUAUGGGUUCGACCGGGCUGGCAGACUCUUCGAGAUCAAAUACAGUGACGACACCUCGAUGGUCUAUGCCUUCAAGGACAUGUUCAGCAGCUUACCACUGAAGGUCACCACUCCCAGAGGCAGCGACUACCUUCUGCAAUAUGACGAAGCCGGUGCACUUCAGUCGCUGACUACUCCCAGAGGACACAUACACGCCUUCUCGCUUCAGACUUCGCUUGGCUUCUACAAGUAUCAGUACUAUUCGCCGAUGAACAGGCACCCCUAUGAGAUCCUGUACAAUGACGACGGCCAGAUACUCGCUAAGGUCUAUCCUCAUCAAAGUGGCAAAGUCGCCUAUGUGUACGAUCACACUGGAAAAUUGGAAACGACCCUGGCUGGCCUCUCGUCGAUCCACUACACUUACCAAGAGACGACCAGUUUGGUUCGCAGCAUUGACAUCAACGAGCCCAACUUUGAGAUCAGGAUCGAGUACAAGUACCACGCUGGCAUUGUGAAGGAUGAGAAGAUCAAAUUCAGCAGCAAGAGUGGUAUGGACAAUGCUCAUUAUAGAUUCCAGUAUGACGGAAACGCAAGAAUAUCCGGCAUCGAGGUUGACAUAAAUGGGAAACAGCUGCCUCAGCUUCGACUGAAGUACAAUCAGAAUCUUGGAGUCCUGGAAGGUGUGGGCGAUCUGAGGAUCUAUAGAAACUCCUUCAAUAGAUCAGUGAUGCAAGACAGUAGCAAGCAGUUCUUCACCGUGACGGAAUAUGACGAUCACGGCCGAGUGAAGGCUGUUCUGAUGAACAUCAGGUCGGUCGAUGUCUUCAGAAUGGAAUUGGAGUAUGACAAUCGAAAUCGGAUAAACAUGAGGAAGCUGACGAUUGGGAAGGAAUCUUCCGAGAAGAAGGAAUACUCGCGCAUCGACAAGAUCACCUACAAUGCUGACGGACAUGUCCUGGAGGUGGCCGAUACCGACAAUAACUGGCAAUACGCGUACGACGAGAACGGCAACAUAAUCGGCGUGACGGAGCACAACGAGAAGAUAACUCUUGGCUACGACAGCGGCGACAGGGUCGUCCAGUACGGUGACGUCGAAUUCAAUUCUUACGACGGUCGUGGGUUCGUUGUCAUUCGCGGUGAGCACAAGUACAGAUAUAAUUCGAGAGGACAGCUGAUCCAUGCGUCGGAGCAUCAAAAGUUCCAAAUUUGGUACUUCUAUGACGACAGAGGAAGACUCAUCGCGUGGAAUGACGACAGGGAGAACAUAACGCAAUUCUUUUAUGCCAAUCCAAAGACGCCUGAUCUAAUAACUCAUGUACACUUCCCGAAGUCGUCAAAGACGUUCCGCUUCCUCUACGACGCCAGGAACUUCCUGAUGACCGUCGAGACUUCCGAACAAAGAUUCUACGUGGCGACCGACCAGAACGGCUCGCCGUUGGCAUUGUUCGAUACCAAUGGUAAUCUGAUAAAGGAAAUGCGCAGGACGCCGUUUGGAAAGAUCAUCAAGGACACCAAUCCCGACUUCUACCUGCCGAUCGACUUCCACGGAGGAUUGUUCGAUCCUAACACAAAACUCGUGUACCUGAACAAACGUCUCUACGAUCCUACCGUCGGCCAGUGGAUGACACCGGCCUGGGAACAAAUGGCCAACGAACUGACGACACCUACGGACAUCUUCAUCUACCGCUUCCGGAACAACGAUCCCAUAAAUCUGAAGCAGAACGUGGAGUACAUGACUGAUCUUGCCAGCUGGCUCAAACUGUACGGCUACGACAUAUCUUCUAUGCUGGGAUCAGAGUACACCAAGGAAGUGGUGUACCAGCCAAGCGCCACCAUAACCUCCCCGCAGCUGACGCCAGAGUUUGGCGUGAUGUCGGGACUUCAGUGCAUCGUCAACCGCGUCCACGAGAAGUUCUCCGAUCUGGGAUUCGUGCCGAAGCCAUUGCUGAAGCUGGAACCAAAGACGCGAAACUUACUGCCCAGAGUAGCUCAUCGGAGAGCAGUCUUUGGCGAGGGUAUCCUGGUGUCAAGGGUCGGAGGUCGUGCCUUGGUCAGCGUGGUGGAUGGCGUCAACAGUGUCGUCCAGGACGUGGUCACUUCGGUCUUCAACAAUUCAUUCUUCCUGCCACUUCACUUCAGCGUCCACGACCAGGACGUCUUCUACUUCGUCAAGGACAACGCCCUCAAGAUCAGAGACGACAUGGACGAUCUUCGUCGUCUCGGUGUCAUGUUCAACGUGUCAACCCACGAGACGACCGAGCACGGAUCCGGCACGUGGAAGGAGCUCAGACUUCACAACCCGGAUGCUUCGGUGGUGAUAAAGUAUGGCGCCGAUCCCGAGCAGGAGCGUCACAGGAUAUUGAAGCACGCUCACAAGCGCGCUGUCGAGAGAGCCUGGGAAAUUGAGAAGCAGCUGGUAAUGGCUGGUUUCCAAGGACGCGGCGAUUGGUCCAAGGAAGAGAAGGAUGAGCUCAUCAGCCACGGCAAGGUCGACGGCUACGAGGGCGUCGACAUCCACAGCGUGCACAGGUAUCCCCAACUGGCCGACGACCCUGGCAACGUGGCCUUCACACGCGACAGCAAGCGCAAGAGACGGAAGAGCGGCACCAGGCGCAACAGGAUUCACAGGCACGAUUCGUGAUUCGACGAGAUCUAACCUGGACGUGCAUCCCGGGGUGCAUGAGAGCAAGAGGAAGAGAAUCCGAGGACCGGCUGGGAGGGUGCUCGAGAAGACGUGCGUCACAAAUGAGAAGAAAAGGAAGAAGAAGAAAAAUGUGUUUUCGAAUAGGAGUGCGCGACGAGAGUGUUUUCUCUUUUUGGGAGAAAUGAAAUAAAAAAGGGUUGCGAUCGAAGGGACUUCGCAAACGGACGAUUCCACGAGUCCGCGCGAUGGAAUGAAAACGAAAAUGGUUACUUAAAGGCUGACUCUUGAUAAAACGGUCUGUCGCAGUCGUUCUCCGUAGAGAAAGAAACUCCCAAUAUUUUUUCUCAGUCGUGGAUAUUAUAACGAGAGGAGAAUAAUUCUCUCACCGUGUAUCAUACGUUAAUUUUCUACGUAUCGAAGUCGUUGGUGCCAUACUAAUACGUUACGAGUAAAAUUUCCUAUUGGAUCCCAUCCUUCCUCCAACUCCCUGAUAUUACCAUUAAACCAUAAUCUUCAAUCCCCAUUUGCGCGCUGUUCGUACGUCGCGUACGAACGCAACUCGAUUAACGUUAAUUGUCGUUGUCGUCGUCGUCGUCGUCGCCGCUACCGUCGGUUCUGCGAGCGUUAACGGCGCACGUGCCCGCAGGUUGAUCUGUGAAGUGUCAAAAUUAAGCUAGUCGCGUAUUUACGGAAUGCGGAAGUUUUAACGCUUGUUACGAAAAAGCUGAUUAUUUUAUAGAGGGUGUUUUGCGAUGGGAGUAUAUUAGUGAAUGAGCGAAAGUCGAGGAAAGGGAGAUUCGAAAUAUACUUCGGAGUGUAAGCUUUUUGCAUUAAGCUCCUUUAUACUAAUUAAGCGGCGAAGAAGACAGAAUAUGGUUCGUGCGCAUGCGCUGGUCUCCCAUUAAAGAAAAGGAAGAAGAAGAAGAAGAAGAAGAAGCAGCCAUGAGUCAAUGGGAGCUUCUCAGUUUGAAGCCGUCGAAUCGUUAGCAUAACAGGGUCUACGACAUGUACACAUACAUAACGAAAAAAAUAAUACAUACCUAUACGUACAUACACGCGAUAUAAAUACAUAGCCACAUUCGAAAGAGAGCGCGAAAAUUGCGACGUUUCGAAAAUUCGAGUUUGACCAUUAAAUCCAAAUCGAUUCGAGGACUGCGCAGCGAGAAAUUUCAAAAGUAGAUUAAAGAGGCCGGAAUGCCGGAAAGGCAUGUGAAUAAUUAAUACGCGACAAGGAAGAUGAGUUCGUCGAAACGUUCGUCCAAGAGAAAAAAAGCAUAAGAUAGACACACACCCACACACACACACACGCACGCGUGGCAAUCCGACGAUGACGACGAUGAUGACGAUGACGACGUUCGGACUUCACUUCCGCUCCAAACAUCGUCGUCAUCGACGUCCUCAUCCGCAUUUUGUCCACUCGACUUUACUGACGUCACUCAGGCGUUAACCUAGUUCGCAUAACGUAUAAGAUGACGCGUAAUAAGAGAAUAACACAGCAGAUAUUUUUAACAAUGGCGUACGUUUAAUUAAAGUGUUGUAAAUACGGCUAAUCUUAUUAAUGGUAAAUGUAGAUAUUAACGAUUGACUGUACACUACUUAUACGUAGUAUAUUCAAUUGGAACUGUCGAUAAAAUGCUUUUUUAUAUGUAUACACGUAUAUAGUAUAUAUACACAAUAUUAAAAAAAGGAACAGAAACACAAACACACAGCACCACACGGAAACACCGAAUAUCGUAGUAGGGAGCUGGUAGGGGAGAGAAAAGAAAAAAUUGUAACGUACGAAUAACGAAGCUACUCUCGGUGAAGCCACCACGUGAUCCGGAAGUCCUCGACCGGAAGUUACUGGAUUAACUAAAGAUUGCACAGGACAAUGUCCAGGGCCUAUAUCUACCUAUGAGAAAAUCGUCGUACGCUUGUCACUAGGACGUAAGACUUACUCGUGGUAAAUAAAAUGGAGUCGUUAUGUAAUUCCAAUAUGGAAACUGUGAACAUCCGGUUCACGUGUAGGAUUGCGGUUAUCGUCGUUUCUUAGAUACGCUACGUGAGCCCAUACGAGAUUCGCGGUAGACUAUAGUGGCGAAAUACGGGGAGGCAGAGAAGACCUGUAAAUAAUGUCCUAGGUAAAGAAAAGAAGAAGGUAAAAUGCGAAGACACUGUAAACACCUUGUGGCGUGCCGAGAUCUUUCUUUUAGUUGUAGCUGAGAGAGAGGGAGAGAGAGAGAGAGAGAGAGAGAGAGAGAAUGAGAGAGCGAGAGAAAGGAAAUAAUCGCGUGCAAGUAUAUGAUUCGAAA
This is a messenger RNA of Cephus cinctus (wheat stem sawfly), 13598 nucleotides long. RefSeq names its product teneurin-m (gene Ten-m). Gene Ontology annotation, biological process: motor neuron axon guidance. Bases 994 to 11304 code for a protein of 3436 amino acids. The record is from RefSeq and is a predicted model, not a curated record. The transcript is spliced from 16 exons. Lineage: Eukaryota; Metazoa; Arthropoda; Insecta; Hymenoptera; Cephidae.